Molecule: messenger RNA, 693 nt
Organism: Polychytrium aggregatum
Lineage: Eukaryota; Fungi; Chytridiomycota; Chytridiomycetes; Polychytriales
Product: Sel1 domain protein
Exons: 1
Molecular function (GO): protein binding
Source: RefSeq, a predicted model, not a curated record
GGUCACGACCCACUGCGCCGCGCAGUACGCGCAGUACGCGCAGCACAGCGUCGGAGAUACCAUCUCCUACACUGUGUGUGUGUUCCUUGGAUUCGGAACCACCGUGGACAGGAAGAAGGCGGCCGGCAUAUUCGAGCAACUCGCCAACGAAGGCCACAGCGACAGCCAGUUGUGGAUCGGAAGGUGCUACUGCUUUGGCGGGGGAGUAUCGAGUGACAACAAGAAGGCAUUAGAGUGGUUCAGCAGGUCGGCCGACCAAGGCAACUCAUAUGGGCAGUGGAGGAUUGGUUAUUGUUACGACAGUGGAAUUGGAGUCACCCAGGACCACACCAAGGCAGCCGAGUGGUAUCGCAAGUCGGCCGAACAGGGCAAUCGAUACGGACAAGAUUGGCUCGGCGACUGCUACCAAAAUGGCGAAGGUGUCCCCAAGAACAUCGACACUGCCGUUUUCUGGUACCGCAAGUCCGCCGAUCAGGGUCUCGAAUAUGCCAUCAACGACCUCAAGCAACUCGGCAAGUGGCCCUGAUUCCCGAGUCACUCCGAGUUCCACUCCCAAACAACCAAGCCGCAACACUAAACAUGCAAGCAACUAAGCAACCGCACCGCCAACACCCGCCCAAAACGCCAUGGUACCAAAGAGUGGACUUGCAGAGUGGUUCCGAUGAAGCGGCAAUGGCCGAGUGAUGUUGUAUU